CCGACGUUUCCCAUUGUCUCCCACCCAACUCAUCACCAUCCACUCGCCAUGUCACAGACCUCAGAGGCAAUGGACGGCGGCGCAGAGAACCUGCACAAGUUGAGCAUCACCGACGCACGAGCCGUCGACCAGUCCGCAACCGACCCCGACUCGGACGACGACGCUCCGAAGCUGAAGUUCCACCCCGAUUUCCUUGAGCCGAGCACGGCCACCAUCUUUCAGAGCAGCGACGGCGUGUGUUUCCGCUUCGACAUCAGCCGCCUAGCCGAGGUGUCGACGUUCUUUGCCGACCUUAACGAUGUCGGUGGCCUCGUGCACGGACAUGCUGCCAAUGACACCGUCAUUCCGCUCCCGUCCGCGUCCGCCGAGACCCUCCACUUGACAUUCCGGCUCUUGCACCACCACUUCAAGACGGGCUACAAGACGGCCAUUGAUUUCCCGAACCACAAGAUCCUGGACGAGUUCAUCGACGUCGUCAAGGCAUACGACCUAGAGGUUGCGGCAGACCAGUUUAUCUGGACGUUUAAGCCGUCUGAGGACCCUCUCACAUCCGAAGCGCUUCUGGUCGUCUCCGCAGCAGGCAACCUCUGCCAACAUUUCAAGAGGGUUUGCCGAUUGCUCAUCGCCACAACCUCCCUGACACCAUGGGCCGAGCGUCACCUUAACCACUACCCCGAUGCGAUGGCUGCCCUUGUCAAUGGACGAGGCUACUGGUUGAGUCUCCGCUCGAGUUUUCGGAACGCAGUCAACGAGGUGAUCGAUCGUAUGCACGACGAGCACGCUCAUAUCGCAAGGCGCAACCUGAAUCUGAUUCUCCAGCGCCUUUCUGAGUGGGUGCUUGGCGAAACCGAAAUCUAUUCCCUUUACUGGGGAUCAGGUUCUAGGAUCAUUCGUGAGCGACUACACGCCCUUCGUGUCGCCAUCUACGAGUAG
Vanrija pseudolonga is the source of this 933-nucleotide messenger RNA. RefSeq lists its product as uncharacterized. Bases 49 to 933 code for a protein of 294 amino acids. NCBI's taxonomy places the organism in Eukaryota, Fungi, Basidiomycota, Tremellomycetes, Trichosporonales, Trichosporonaceae. The transcript has 2 exons. The record is from RefSeq and is a predicted model, not a curated record.